CCACCUCCACCAUCACCAUCGCCCCUGACUGGAACGGACAGAUGUGGCACGGCUGGGGCACCUCGUUGGCAUGGUUCGCCAACUACAUAGGCAAGCUGCCAGAGGACCAGUUCACGCUCAUCAUAGAUCUCCUUUUCGACAAGGCCAAGGGUGUCGGGCUCAACCUCGCCCGCUACACCAUAGGCGGCAGCGCCAACUACACCAACAGCCCCCAGUUCCUCAAUCCUGCCUGGGAAACCCGCAUUCUUCCCGGCUUCCGCGUCCAGCCAAACGGCCCCUACGACUGGACGGCGGACUGGCGGCUGAGAAAGACGAUGCUCGCCGCCCUGGCGCGGAAUGUGGACGAGGUUGAGGCGAUCUCGGGCUCGCCGCCCUGGUGGAUGACGGUCAGCGGGGACACCGCUGGGGCGGAACAGUACAAGUGCAACUUAAAGCCCGAGUAUUUUCAGGCGUACACGGAGUAUCAAGCGUCGGUGAUCGAGCACUACCGCACGCACUGGAACGUGACUUUCUCGACCAUGAAUCCGGCGAAUGAGGCGCUGGAGGGGUGGUGGAUUCAGGGGGCCAAGGGCGAGGGGUGCAACUUCAAUCCGCAGGAAAUGAGCACGCUUAUUCAGCUUCUCACCGCGACCCUCAAAAAGCGCAAGCUGCCGACGAAAGUUGCGGGGUUUGACAGUUUCGUUGGUGCGACUCUCCGGUAUGCCUACAAGUUCCCGGCUGCGGUGAAAGCCGGUCUGUUCCGGUUCAACGUGCACGGGUACAUCCCGCCGCCGCCCAACACAACAGAUACGCGGCAGUACAUGGAAGGGGUGAUGGUGGGAAUGCACCGCAUGGCGACCGGGCUGGGCAAGGAGGUGUGGAUGUCGGAGGUCGGACCGAUGUGGGUGACCGGGAAUGAUGUCGGCGUGAUGCUGUUCACAGCGCGGCAGAUAGUGCAGGCUGUGAACAUCAUGGGGGCUUCCGCUUGGACCUUCUGGCAGGCGGUGAGCGCGAUAGUGGGGACCAACCCUGAUUACUUCCUGAAGUGGGGGCUGUUGGCGAUCAGGCACUACCGGUUGAACGACACGGAAGUCAAGCCGUUGGAUCUGGUGAUCUCCAAGAAGCUCUACAUGCUGCAGCAGUUUGUGCGCGGGGCGCCGAGGGGAAGCCUGCCCCUUCGAAUCGACACAUCGGAUGGGUGCCAUCACUGCAUUGCGGCCUUCUUCCAACCCGACCAGCACUUUGUGUCGAUUUUCAUUGUGAACCAGCGCAACACCACGCUCUCUGCCACGAUCCAAUUCGAGGAUUUCGUGCUGUUUGACACGGCGCAGGAAUGUGUGCUGGAGACCUAUCGCACGUCAGCCACGGAGAACAACACGCUGGUGGCGACUCAGAGUUACACCGACGUGCCUGCUUCGAUACAGGUGGCAGCGCUUGGGAGCUCGAUGACGUCCGUGGUGCUGCGCAAUGUGGACCCCGCGUAG
Closterium sp. Naga37s-1 is the source of this 1463-nucleotide messenger RNA. NCBI's taxonomy places the organism in Eukaryota, Viridiplantae, Streptophyta, Zygnematophyceae, Desmidiales, Closteriaceae. The record is from the annotation of a GenBank genome assembly.